Molecule: messenger RNA, 14998 nt
Organism: Malaya genurostris
Lineage: Eukaryota; Metazoa; Arthropoda; Insecta; Diptera; Culicidae
Gene: mnb
Product: serine/threonine-protein kinase minibrain
Exons: 10
Coding region: 2471-5689 (1072 amino acids)
Biological process (GO): positive regulation of DNA-templated transcription; protein autophosphorylation; peptidyl-threonine phosphorylation
Cellular component (GO): nucleus
Molecular function (GO): ATP binding; protein serine/threonine/tyrosine kinase activity; protein serine/threonine kinase activity
Source: RefSeq, a predicted model, not a curated record
AAAAAAGCACUGAAACAUCAAAAUCUAAUGCAAUAACCGUCAUUGUAAUGGAAGGAUCCACCAAUCUCAAUUCAGAUACUGAGAAAAAAUCUUCAUUCCCCCUCCGAAAAUAAGCAUUACAAUUUUCGAAUGUGAUUCGUUUUACGGAGAGCAACCAUACUGCAAAUUCAGGCUAUAAUUGUUUCACAAAGGAAAACCCCUACCAGUUUUCAUUUCUGGGAACACUGCCAAACGCCAGACGGAAAGGUGAAUACACUCUGCAUUUCAUCAGCUCUCGUGCGCGUCGUCAUCGUUGUUGUCCCGAAGCAUGUCGCAAACGCAGUCAUCAUUACCGUCAUCAUCGUCAUCAUCACAGUCACCACCGUCAUCGCCAUCAUUCAACAGUCGUGGUCGUCGUCGUUAGUCAUUUGUCUGACUGGAUGUCGACAACGCUGGAGCACACACAACCUAGCGCAGUUCGCCGUGUUGGUAGUCUCAAGUGACAGUUCCCGAUUUCGCCUGUCAGUCAGAGGUACAGCGAGCUACACUCUGAUGUUUCGAGGUUUCGGUAUGCGAGUGGCAGUAUAUGUUUGAUGUACUGGCACUGGCCGACAGUGUGCGUGUGUUUUGACAGCGCGCUUGCUUCGCAUAGCAGAAUUUUGGUGUCAGUCGCUCUCGCUGUAUGGGUGUUUACAGUUGUGAGUGAGCGCAUUUCCAUCGAACUCCAAGAAAUUUUUAUUUUUCAAUGCUUCGGCUGGUAUACAUUGGAUAUUCCACGACGGUAUAGCGAAUGGAAACGGUGAAUACUUUUCUGCGUCCUCCUUGCUUGCGGUUUUUCCACUUGCGGACGAAUCUCAUACUCCGCACGGGCGCGUUCGGGUGUUUGACUGAUGGUUUUUAAUUGCAUUAUUUGAUUAAGGAGCGAAAAGUUUAGCUGUUCGUAUACGCUUGAGUUUUUUUUCUUCUAGCAAGUCAUUUCAUUUAUUACAAUGUGGCGUGAAAACAAAAGUUGGUAAAGGAUCUUGCGUCAGUGUUCGAAAAAAAUAAAGGAAAAAAAAUAACUCGAUGAAUCUAUGACAGAUGCAAAGAUUACCGAAAGUCGAAGCAGUAAAGUGAUCAAUCGAAAUAAUGCAGUUCUAGAAAUUUAGAAGUUUCCGUGAUGAAAUGAUUGCGUGCACGGAAAAGGUGAAACGAAAAUAAUCGUGAGCGAAGAGGGAUAGGAAGUAAAUCUGCAAUUGUGCAAAUUGCGAAUUGUUCCAGAUAACAGUACGAUUUUGGGAUUACCAUUUUGGAUUACAUUGCAACUGGCAAAGUGACGGCGUUGCACGCGAAAAUUAAAAAAAAUAUAACGUGAUCCACAAUCAAAAGCAAACAAACAGGACAUUCGGUCGACUGUUCCCAUACUGGUCGAAUGAGUUACGCCUCUGCUGUCCAGUGCAUCAUCAUCCCAGUGCAGCACAUACGUAGUACGCGACGAAACAAGGAGUUUGUUGCUUGACAAAGACCAACCAGUAACUGAUCCCUGCGCAAAUAAAUGAAAUAACAAAAAUAAAACAACAUAGCAACAAAGCGAAAACAAACAUCCAGUCAAGCAGAGUUCGAGCGGAAAUGCGGAUUUGUUCGUGAAACUCGCCAGAUCAGUGCCAGCGCUAGAGCAGGAAACAGCAGAACUUGUUGAAGACUGGCAGUAGUUUUGCACGACGACGACGCCGCCGCCACCGUACAGUGCGGUUAUUCAGUGCACAGACAAGGCGUCAGCGUCCCGCCUGGUUGUCGUGAAUAAAGAAAACGUGCAGCUGGAAAAAUAGUUUGCGUGACUAAUCGUGAAGAUUUCCUUUGUCAUCGGCACCACCGGUCGGGUUUUUUGCCCCAUCUGCGUUGGCAGGAGCCUAGAAGAAGAAGUGAGGAAAAGUUGCAAGAAAAAAAAAAUAAAAGAAAAGAAGAAAAUCGAAGAAGAAGAAAGAGAGGAAGCAACAAACGUGUGAGGUUGGUUGCGUAGGUGGAGGAAUCAGAUUGGUGGAAAAUGGUUUUAAUGGGUUCUGCUGGUCGCGAAGUGCAGUGAGUGUUGUGUUCCGUUCGUAGGUUUAUGCGAAUGUGCUAUUGAAUGUGCAAUUUUAUAGUCAGUAUAAUAUAUCGUUUAGUGUCACAAGCAACGUCGAGGCAGUGUUGAAAAUAAAAAAAAAUAAAAAGAGGCAGCUUUCGUAGGCGAUUGGGUCGAAUAUAAGGCUUCAAUGGAGUUCGUUGGUGCAAGUUGUGUGUGAGUUGGUGAAGUCGGAAAAAUUGUAUAAAUUGUACCAAUCAAUUGUAAAUUUGGUCAUCAAGCGCAUACAAGUAUUUACAUAGGAAGCCGGAAAAUCAGUGCCGUUUGAUUAGUCCGGUCUGAAGGAUUUGCUAGAUUGGCGGGGUGGGCUGGAAAAGCUCAUUCCUGGAGGCGGCCUUCCAUAGUUGUAAUCAAUUAUAUUGAACGCGGGUGAAUGUGUUUACCGGGGGCAUGAUAGUCCCCCCUCAUCUGGCCGCAACACUCAACAACAGUGGUGGGGGGUCCGGUGGCAACAAUAACAGUACUGGUAAUAGCAGCGGUAGUAGCAACAACAGUGGUUUGGUUGCGACAGGGGCAGGAGGAGCCGUUGGUUUGGGAAGCCACCUUGGAGUUGAAGUGGUUGGUAGGACCAACUCAUCAGCCGUAUCGUCGCUAGUGGUAAGCGGCAGCCAGGAUAGUCUGAGUGGUUUUGUUUUAACCGGUGGUGGUGGAAGCGGAGGAGGAGGAGGAGGAGGAGGAGGAGGAAACGGUAACGGUAGCAGUAGUAGCGGUAGCGGCUCUAGCCGCACCGGUUCCAGCAACGGUAGCGGCAACCGUAUACUUGCCGUCAAUCGCAACAUUGACGAUUUACUUUUUGGCAGUGAUUUGGACUCGUUGAUCCAUGACAAUAUCAUAAAUGGAUUCAAAUCUUUGAAAGUGGCGAACGUGCAUUCGCAGGAUAGCGUGGAUUAUCAUCAUCUUCAUCAACAUCAACAACAGCUGCAGCAGCAACAGCAGCAGCAGCAGCAACAGCAACCACCUCAUCAUCGCCCAUUUUAUCAUCAGUAUCACACUCGUCACCUGAACUGGUUGCCAGUAUCAUUACAUCAUAAUCAACCUCAUCACCAUCACCUGCAGCAACAGCAGCAACAAGUGAACCACUGGAUUGAAUCGGAUAUCAUAGCAAGCAGCAAGAUGCUGACGGACAAGGCGAAACAGAAAUCAGCACAAUAUGCAUCCGGAAAUGUUCCUGACUCAACGCGACAAAGGCACCAUGCGCCGCUUUACGGAAGACUGGUUACAGAAGAACACUUACCUGCCGUACAUCGUGAUAUACAUCAGCGUGCGAUUAGUCCCACGUCAUCGACAGACAUUCGGGCGAUGCAAGCCCGAAUACCAUCGCAUUUUCGGGAUCCAGCGACGGCGCCACUGCGGAAGCUGAGCGUGGAUCUAAUCAAAACCUACAAACACAUCAAUGAGGUUUACUAUGCCAAAAAGAAACGAAGAGCUCAACAGACCCAGGGUGAGGAUACGUCACAUAAAAAGGAACGAAAGCUGUACAACGACGGUUACGACGACGAGAAUCACGACUACAUCAUCAAAAAUGGAGAGAAGUUUCUCGAUCGCUACGAAAUCGAUUCGCUCAUCGGCAAGGGCAGCUUCGGUCAGGUGGUGAAAGCGUACGACCACGAGGAGGAAUGCCAGGUGGCGAUCAAAAUUAUCAAAAACAAAAGACCCUUCCUAAGCCAAGCACAAAUCGAGGUGAACCUGCUGGAAAUGAUGAACCGGGCGGAUGCGGAAAACAAGUACUAUAUUGUUAAGCUGAAGCGACAUUUCAUGUGGCGGAACCAUCUGUGUUUAGUAUUCGAGCUGUUAUCCUAUAAUUUGUACGACUUACUGCGCAAUACGAACUUCCGUGGCGUUUCGCUGAAUCUGACGCGAAAGUUUGCUCAGCAGCUGUGUACGGCGUUGUUAUUUUUAAGUUCACAAGAAUUAAAUAUCAUACACUGUGAUUUAAAACCAGAAAAUAUAUUACUAUGUAACCCUAAACGGUCAGCAAUUAAGAUAGUAGAUUUUGGUAGUUCAUGUCAACUAGGGCAAAGGAUAUAUCAGUACAUACAAUCACGCUUCUACCGUUCGCCCGAGGUUCUGCUAGGGAUACCGUACGACUUAGCAAUAGAUAUGUGGUCGCUCGGCUGCAUACUGGUGGAGAUGCAUACCGGUGAGCCCCUGUUUUCGGGCUCGAACGAAGCAGACCAAAUAAACAAGAUCGUCGAAGUGCUGGGAAUGCCCCCGAAGCACAUCCUCGAUCAGGCGCACAAAACUCGCAAGUUCUUCGAGAAGCACCCGGACGGCACCUACGUGCUGCGGAAGACCCAGAACCAGCGCAAGUACAAGGCGUCCGGUUCGCGGAAACUGCACGACAUACUGGGAGUGGAAACCGGUGGCCCCGGUGGCCGAAGGCACGGCGAACCGGGCCACAGCGUGUCGGACUACCUGAAAUUCAAGGACCUGAUACUGAGGAUGCUGGACUACGAUCCGAAGACGCGCUGCACACCGUACUAUGCCUUGCAACACAACUUCUUCAAGCGAACAUCGGACGAGAGUACCAACACGGCGAACACGAUCAGCUCACUCAGUACGAGUCCGUCGGUUAGCACACAGGACCCAAGCAGUCACGGUCUACCAUCGUUGCAACACCAACCUCAGUCAGUGCACCAGCAACAACAACAACAACAACUACAGCAACUACCAUCACAACAGCAACAGCAGCAACAACAACAACAACAACAACAACAGCAGCAGCAACAGUCACAGCAUCAACCCCCGACUCAGUCACAAUCGGCGAGUAUGCUGUUACUCUCGCAGGCGGCAGCCGCCGUCGGUUUAGGUGGUACCACUGGAACCGGUAGUACGGUUUCCGGCAUCAAUAGUAUCAACAGCAACAAUAGCACCAAUAGUAACAGCAAUCCCGUUGCAAACCCGCUAGCAAUGGAUUGUGAUCCACCGGUGGUGGUUGUUCAGCCGCACUCGGUCCUAGCAACUGCCUCCGCGAAUCCGAACCACUACCACAGGAAUCGUUAUCUUCAGCAGCAGCAACAGCAGCACCAAUUACUAGGUCACAAGAGUUACGCCCCUGCUUCACUGCCAAUCGAUUUGGGGGGCCUUACGCAUGGUGGCCAAGCGAUUGAUUCGUCUAUGGCUGCGGCAGCCGCUCUCAUGUCAGGUAGUUUUAGCAACCAUCCGACGGGGGGAACCAGCAGCAGUAGUAGCGGUAGCGGUGGCAACAACGGAAGCAGUAGGAGUUUACUGUCGCACAGUGCAACUUAUGCGCCGUUUUCGAUGAACGAUGCGGCCCUCCUGAUGGGUCACACCGGUGGGACAGGAGUUGUUGGCCAAGGAGUUUUGGGACUCGUGCCCAUUGUUGGAGUUGGGCCGAUGUGUAACAGUUCCAGCAAUAGUGUUAUCUCCGGGCCCAAUUCACUCGUUGUCGGUGCUGGUGGUGUGGGUGUCGUCGGCAGUGGCACCGGUGGCAAUGGUGGCGGUGGCGGUGCCAGCAGUAGUAGUAGUAGUACUAGCUCAAAAGGCCUCGGACGGACGGCAGCGACCGCCGCCGUGGCGAACAACGACCGGGACGAAUCACCCAUGGUUGGGGUUUGUGUUCAGCCCAGUCCGGUCAUAAUCCACUGACAGUUGUGGCCGGGUGGGGACAGAGUAGGUCUAUGAAAAAAAAAAAAACGAAAAACAAAAUCAAUGGAUGAGAACGACGCGCGUUCAGUGCAAAGUUCACGAAUAGAGUGACCGGAUAGGGACGAGAGAGAGAGAGAGAGAAAAAAAACCCCGACAGGGCAAAUGAGAGUUGACGACUUUGGCUUUACUAUUAUCGUAGUACUAGUAGGAAAUCUCCAAUUUUUGACGCUUCGUGGUGUCAGGUUUAAGGUAACGAAAAACAAAUGCAAACUUAUGUUUUAUGUGAUUUGUACAUAGGAAAAAUUUUCGGACAAUUAUGCAAAGUGUUUCAUGAGCGGAAAACCAUUUACCGAUUGUGCAGUGGUAGUAGUAGUACUUACUCGGAAAGUAAUAUAUAAUCAUUGAGAAUAUUCAGUAUCAGUUUUCAGACGUGCAUUACCGAUCAGUGCAGAUAAAAAUAAAAACGCAUCUUUGUAAUUUUGAUUUCAGUGUCUUCUGCUGUAGUAUGCUAUGCAAUUUUCCGAAAUGGACAGAUUUUGCUGACAAUGUAGGUCAUACUAUUGUAUGAAUUUUUUUUUACAAUAUAUUGGCGUUUGCUAGCUAUUCAUAGUUGCAUGAACAGUGCCACGGAAAGUCAUUAAAUUUUAGUGAAGGCUCACGGUGAACAUGUUCUCGCUGAGUAAACAUGCAAAAAGUGGUAUGCUUGGUUAAACAAUGGGCUUUUUGACUUGGAAGACAAGAAACGUCCCUGACGAUAGAAAAAAAGUGCGUUUGGUGGGAUCCACUGGGCGUUCUUUGUUAUACUUUACUUACCUCUACUCUUUUCGACGUAGACCACGUGGGUCUCUGCUUUAUACAGGAGACGUCUCCAUUCAACUAGAUACCUGGCUGUUCGCCGCCAGCCUCGGUAGCUGCCAAGGGUCCGCUGGUCGUCCUUAACUUGAUCGAUCCAUCUUGCCCGUUCUUAUACCUGUGCGUUUUUUAUUAUGAGCUGCUUCAAACGGGUAAAAUCAUCACUGGUGGCGUAUAUAGACCAUUGUGAGAAAAACCGACCGCAAUAUAAAGAUCAUCACCACAAGUGACAAUGCUAGACCCUACGCUUCGAAAGUCAUGAAAAUAUGUUUGGAAACGUUAAAAUGGGAAGUUCUGCCGUAACCGCUAUAUUUAUCGAACAUCGCCCUAUCUGAUUACACUUUGUUUCGAUUGGUGGCGAAUGGCUCGUCGGUGUAGUGCUUCGGAAACUACGAAAUUAUCAUAAAUUAGAUCGAUUCGUUUAUCGAAUCUAAACAGGAAGAUUUUAUUCAACUAGGUUUUAGACAGCUUUAUUUGAAAGAUAAUUCAAUUAACGUUACUAAAAUGAUAUAAUAAUGAACAACGUGGCGAAAUAAUUUUAUCUUUUGGUUGAAAUCUGACACUUGAGUGGUUAUUUUGUGUCGAGUAGUUAAAUUUAACUAAAACUGCGGCCCAUUUCAAAGUUUGAUGGAUGGAAUGUUAUUUGGGUUUAUUUUGCACUGGAAAUAAUUUUGACUAAAGAAUUUUCUUUGCAAGAUUUUUUUCAUUGUCGAAAAAUAACCAUCGAUCUGUCAACAAUGACCAUGCUUUCGAGCAGGGUUAUUUUUGACAACAUCAAAAGAACCACUCCAAUGCCAGAUUUCAACCAAAAGUUAAAAUGAACCACGAAAUGGUUUACAGCCUUAGCAAAUUUUUUCGGCAAUGAAACACUAUUACAUCUAUUAUUAUGUAAUUAACUGUUAAAGGUAAAGUUAAAGCUAUACCUUAUUUUAACAUGCUUUAACUUGUGAAUUUUAGAGAAUUACGACGCUCCCUUUAUGUGCAUCUAUAAAGACGUAAAUUUACACGAUUUUCUCCAAGUGUGUACUGACACUAAGAAAGGCUUGCAAGACCAGUGCCCUAUGCAUUGAACUGUCAACCGCACGGUUAUCGAUCGAGGAAGUUUCUUGUUAUUGGCAGAUGAUAGUUCCGCUUGAUCCCAUGCAAUUUCCUCGGCUGAAGUAUAUUGCCAAGUCGCUCACGGUUCAAAAAAACGCUUAAUUACGAUGUCCCGAUACUGUUUCAUCACGCGUAACAGGCAAACAACAACUGAUAGAAUGUCAACACCACGCAAUGAUAAAAUAAACAGAUGAGGCAGACCUCAUGGCUUGCUUGAGUUGGUAAUUUGCUUGAAGGGUAACGGUUCGGUAUCGCGACAUUUAUUCAGAAUAAACAUGCCUCGAUCAAUGGCAACCAUUUUAGAAGGAAGCAAGCACGUGAUUUUGGUUUUACUUGGCUUGCUGAAGCUAAGUUCAUUUCAGCUGUUUUUUCAAAGAAAGGUGAAUCUCACAAAAGUAAACAAAUCGAGUAUCUCUUUCCUACGAAUAAAUGCUUUAAAAUCCUGCAAUUUUGCCUAAGAAUUCGGAUUCUACAAAAGUUUAAAUCUUACACAGAAAGAAAAGAUGAAACCUACACGACAUGUAAAUCGAUAGUACUAUGAAAUAGACAUCAGUUGAAACGAAAAUCUGAUUUAAAACCACGAUUGAUGUAAAAUUACAUUGAGAUUCGUUUAGUUUUUCAUUGAACAAGACUGUAUAUUUACAAACCGCUUAGUUUUGUAAUGUAACUUUACAUUCAAUUGCCUGCUCCAAAUAUGUGCAUGAAAAUAAAUGUAAAUUCACAAAAUAUUUUUAUCUGUAUAGUAUAAUACAAAGUGAAAUAGUGAAUAAAAUUGCAUACCUUUUGAAGAUAAACCAACAAUUUAUCGAUUUAUCAAAAAUUGUUUUUAUGAUAUACGAUGAUUUCUAAAUAGGAAUUGAAACCAGAAUCGAAACAUUCAUCGAUGUUUUUCUCCAUUUGCUGUCAAUGUUAGAUUCGCUUUUCUUUGAAAAACGGCUGAUUUCUCUAAUCCUAUAACACGCUUUUUGAACAUAAGAGCAAAUUCAGCAGCUGCAAGAUUCAUAUGGGUGGUCUAUAAUGUAAAUGAAACUGAAACAAACGUAUCCCCAGCAAUCCGUUUUGGUUUUAUCUAUUCGCCCAGUUCUACUGUCAAAUUUAAAACUAGUAUACACUGCCAUUCUAUUUUUUCUAUAUUUGAAACACAGAUAAAACGCUGCUGGGGCUGCCAGUUUAUUUUGUUAUAAUUUCUAGAUUUAAAUUUUAAAACUGACAUAAAUUAUGCAUCUAGAACUAGAACACUCCUGAAUAUGCCCUAACUCAUGGUUUGAGUUGCGAUUACUAAAAUUCAUAAACUGGAACAAUAUGUAAAAUUUUGAGUAUGGAUUUGAGUAAAAUUUACUCAGGCCAUGAGUUUUCUCGUAUUUAUUCAUACAUCGGAGCAAGCGUUGAAUUUUAAAACAUUUGAGUGAAAAAAAUACUUGUUGCAGUGCGUUUUCAUUCUCGGAAUAUUCUUACCGAAUUUAAGAAUGCAAGAAUACGUUGUUUUUCAUUGCCGUUCCUAGAUUCGGUUUUUGAAACCAUGAAUCAUAAUGUUUUCAAUAGAUUUUUUUGGUUUCUAUUAUGCUAAGUGAAAAGUCCAACAUAAGGGCAUAUUCAGUAGUGUUUUAGUUCUAGAUGCAUAAUUUAUGCCAGUUACAAAAUUUAAAUCUGGAUUUUAUAACAAGAAAAACUGGCAGCCCCAGCAGUGUUUUAAGUACUAUUUAGACGGUCCGGCUUCUUCCGUCACCGUCACCGGAACGUCAUCGUCCGUCACCGUCAUUCUGAUUCUCACGAUCCGGUUUCCUAUCCGUGUCCGUCAUCUCAUUUUCUUACACGCAGAAUUUGAAGAAUUUAGUUUCGCACAAUUUUAUUCCACUAAUACAAAAUCUGGGAGCUUUUGAAGCCAAUCGAUCUGUUGUUUUCUACCUUUUAAUCGAAUAAAUAACUUUCAAAAUUAACUAGAAAGAGAAAAAAACAAAACAAUUAGUUCCACUCAACAACGUAACGUUCUUUGCAAAUCUACUAAUAAGUUUAAUUACUUAUAUGUGGUAUAUUUCGUUUAAGAGUGCGAUCUUGACCGAGUACAUAUACAUAACAAACGUCAGCUCAAUACCGUAAUCAUAUGAAUCGUGCAUGUGUGCGAUAAUCACAGUCCGUCAAAUAUUCUUUCGGAGAAAUGUUGACGGAGCUUGCCGUUGACGGACGUUGACGUUCCGGAUCUCUGCUGGAUCGUGUGAAUGCGCAAAGGGAAAACUCAUUUGACUAAUUUUGACGGAGGCUGACGUUCCGGUGACGGUGACGGAAGAAGCCGGAUCGUCUGAAUCGUACAUUACUCGUGUUUCAAAUAUACAACAAAUAGAACGGCAUCGUUGACCAGUUUUAAAUUUGACAGAAAAAUUGGUCGAAGAGAAAAAACUAGAACGGUUUGCUGGGGAUACGUUUGUUUCAGUUUCUGCUCUAUUAUAGAUCUUUCAUAUAAAACUUCUAGCUGCUGAAUUUGCUCUAAGGAUAUCAAAUUUAACUCGAUUCAAACCAGUCAAAAGGGAACGGUUUUGAAUCACUUUUUUGUGCUUCCUCUUCAAAAGAAAGAAGAAUGAUUUUGUGUAUAAACAUUAACGAAUAAGAAUUCCUUUAUUUUGAAUGCAAGGAAUUGAAAUUUGAAGUUAAACUCACUCAAUUUAAAAAAAAAAAUGUUUUGCCUUUCUCAUAUAGAAAGGUUAUGCAAUCACCGACUUUUGAACCGAGGCCCGGAGGGCCGAGUGUCAUACUCCAUUCGACUUAGUUCGUCGAGUACGCAAAAUGGUUGUGUGUGUGUGUAUGUGACGUUUUUUUGCACUUUUCUCGGAGAUGGCUGAACCGAUUUUCACAAACUUCACAAAUUCACAAAUGAAAGGUCUUGUAGUCUCAUACAAAAUUCCUGAAUAUUGUUUGGAUCCGACUUCCGGUACCGGAGUUAUGGGGUAUAUUGUGCAAAAAAAGUACGGGUGUGUAAUGUCAGAGACAUAACUGGAUGUCGUGAAUACGAAUAUGACACGCUUUAUUUAUGCUUCCGAAUUCGAAUUGGUAGUUGAUCGAUUGUUUGAAUUGUGCAAGCUUUCCUCUCUUCCAUUACUAGAAAUUUAAACGAUGCGCCUAGACUAAAUUAUAAAUUAGUUACAUUAAACAUUCUGAAACGCAAUUAAAUAUUAUGAAAUAAGCAGUAUAGUUCUUUAUAAUAAAAAAAUGGUGGCUCUGAAAAGAACUUUUUAUGAAAGCGUUCGUGAUGAAGAGUGACGAGUUGAGCUAGUUCAGCACGCAGACUCUGAACUCUAAACCCAUAUUCCAGAACUAAGCUCUGAAACUUGAAGACGAUUUUUCGCCAUGACUACCAGAAUGGGUUGCAUAGAGUACAGUAAAGUAAAUUUCCUCAUAAUUCUUGAGGAGUAUUAUUAUGGUUAUAAAAAAAAUCGAAUAGAAGAAGUCUGGAAUAAAGAACUGGAUCCUGAGUUCAAGAACUAAAUUUAGUACCAAUAACAAACUCAGAAUCCAGUUUCAAUAACUGCAAUUUCGAAACUCAAAUUAGUUCCGGAAUACAGUUCCAGAAUCCAGUUUCAGCUCGCAGGCUCUGAAUUCUAAACCUCGUUACAACUACCGAAAAGCAAAUGAGAGUUGCGACCUGAGCGUUUGAGGUUUUAACCACGCAGAAAGUGCUCUCUUCGUCACUGCUGGUUGAAGUUUUAACUCCCACGACGUCUGCUACCAUCGAACGCACGAAAAGAAAUGAUCGAUUUUCACCACGGUUCCCCUUUUAUACGCAUUCAGUUGAGUAUAUGUGCCUGACUACCUCAAAAUCGUCGUCCUUGCGCGAAAAACCCAAGCGAAAGUAUAGAGUUUCCCACAUUAUUUUAAAAUUUUGAGAAAGCUUAAUUUUUGAGUUGUUUGUGGUUAUUUCACAAUGUUCAAAAUAUUAUCCUAAAUUCCUGAUCAUAUUUUUGAUGAAAUGGUGAAAGAAUUAUGUUGCUACCAUUAAUACCAGUCGAGAUAUUCACGAUUAAGUUCUGCCCAUUCUUCCAUAUGACUAAUUUUGAAAAGGCACCCCAUAGUAAAGUAAGUCGUAUUCACGACAAAAUGAAAAUAUGUUUUCUAGCUUUUCUCAUAGAUGGCGCGACCGAUUUUCAUAAACUUAGGUUCAAAUGAAAGGUACUGUGGUCCCAUACGUAAUACCUGAAUUUCAUCUGGAUCCGACUUCGGGAUCCGGAAAUAUAAGGUAAAGUGUGUUAAAACCACGUUGAAACUAGGUUCGAAACUGGCUUCAAACAAAUGGUUUGACAGCGCAGUUAGGGUGGAAAGGUUUGGCAUCAAGCGAAAGUGACAUUAGUGAGGUUAUGUCAGGAAUAUCUGUUACUAUAAUCUUGUACUAAAAUGCACAGAAACAAAGCAACAUGUUCUCUUCCAUUGGGGUCAAAAAAUUGAAUGACUAGCCUUGCUCUAACAACGUGUGGUGGUAUGUGACAGAUGGAAACGAUGUAGAUCUAGGCGCUUCAAUAGGGCACAUGAACCCUUUUCUCAAUGCCUAUAAAUUAAGUUUGCAUUACAGUUUUUCGAUUACCGAGCGUCCGGAUGAAAUGAAAUCAUGUACUUCCUGGGUUAGGAUAUUAUUAUCAUUUUUGUUAACUUUCAAACUAACAUUCGGCACACUAGGCUUGGUUGCCAGUUUUUAUUAGGUUUUCUUUUUAUCGUCGAGCAUCUUAACAAUAAAGAAAACAACCAAAGGUGAACUGAAAAUGAUAGUUGUAUUCUUACUUUGGAAUUGUAAUUGCAUUGUUUACUUACGUAUAGCGUACACCGCCGUUUCUUCUAAGUUUCUAAUUAUUUUUACUUUUUGUUUUGUGAGAUACCACUCGGUUUUUCUUUGGACAAUAGGACUGUGUUAAUGCGGAUUGUAUAGUUCACCUAAUAUAGAGGAGAAUAAGGCUAAUCAGUAAUCAGAAACGUUGUUACACGCGGGAAUAUGAUAGUAGUGUACAGCUCGAGUAAACAUUGUGUACAUUUUGUAGGGAUAGAAAAUCGUAUGUGCUAAGCUAGAGGGGUUUCCCCAUCCGUACCGUGCGGGUGGAGACGAACGGGACUAGUUUGUAAAUUGUAAGGAGAUGAGAGAAAAUAUUUAUAUCGACUGAUUUUGCUGAUAAUUUCAAACGUGUUUCCUUUCACUGUCAUUCUGUUCGGCAGCUUCGCACGAACGGCACACGUGGCUGCCAUCCAAAGCAUACCGUAGCAAAUCGAAACCUAGUUAAUUUUAUUUUUCCUUCUCGAGACAAGCAGGAGGAUGUAACGAAAUUUCAUUACCAUUACAAACUAACUGCAUUACACAAAUUACUCGUAGCACCGCUAGUGAAAAUCAACUACACAUACUAAAAGAAAAAAAAACACACACACACACAUUGUACAUUCAUACAUUUUUAUACUUACAUUGUGCAUUAUAUCACACGACGAAAAAUCUCUUUAUAGUAAAACUAAAUCAGUUCCACGUACCACAGGAAGCGCGAAAGGCAACCAAAAAAAAAAAGAAAUGAAAAAGCAAGCGCAUUGGAGCUGUAGUAAGACACCAACUUAGAAAAUACGCCAAAUCACAGCUGUUUCGUUAGAAAUAAAUGGAAGCUUGUGAGAGCUAAACAAAACGCAAAACGAUCAGAAAAGAUUAUUUAGGGACAAUUCGGGGGGCAAUCCAAAAUGGAGCAAUGCUGCAGAAAACACACUAGACAAAACGAAUGGUAAGACCAACAAUUUAAUUUAUUAAAGUUUUAUUUAAAAAUAAACUAAAAUUGAGGAUGAAGACAAUGAAACUGGACAAUGUUUUCCUGUACAUAGUAACUGAUAGUGCUAAUAAAUAACUAGUGGAAUGAGAUAAACAAAAAAUAAAAGAAACAAUAUGUUUAAGUAACGCGAAACGUUAAAAAAGAAUAUGGGCGGAUGGUGGAGUAGUAUGAACAUAGAAUUAUAACUAAUGGACAGAAGUAAAUUAAUUAAAUUAAUGACUAAAUACUAGUGGCUAAGGUAAGAUAAUAAAACAAAAACCCUAAGUAAGGAACAUUGAUAAGUAAUAAAAAAAAGAAAGAAAAAUGCUACCAGCAAACAAAAAACGGAAAUUAGCAAAACAAAAUAUUGCAAAAAGAAAAUCCCUUUAGAAAGGUGUACAGCGGCAAUGAAAAAUAGCUGUUAUGGUUCUGUUUUUGGUUUGAAACUCAGACGGCAAGGAAUAAAACGAGCAAAAAAGCUUGGCAAAUACCAAAAAAAAAAGAGUAAAAAACAUGAAACGAAAAAAAAACAAAACAUCUCCGGUAUCGUUCUCAGCAAACCAUUAUGAAACUGCAUUCACAGCCACACACACAGUAACAAGUCUGACACAGUACUCUCCUCUUGCGGAGACUAGCCAGAAUUCCGUCGGGAGGGGGUUUUAACAAGUGACUGGAUUAGAUAAAUUUGUCAUACCACUACUACUAAUGGAAACAACACACGGUAUAUUCAAGCAGCAAAGAACUGAGUUAAAUAGACACACAUAGACAUACAUACACUGUCACACUCACACACACACACACACACACACACACACACACACACACACACACACACACACACACACACACACACACACACACACACACACACACACACACGUACAGGUUAGUACAUCUACAGUACACACUAACAAAUACACGCCCUAGCGACUAAUAGCGACACAUGACGAAGGGAGCUGUCUCCUUAUGGAACAAAUAAUAAAGAAAGGAUGCAUUCUAUUCUUUAAUCAUUAAUCGAAGUAAUAGAAACAAUGAGUAAUGCAACCUAAAAUAAUAUAUUUAUACACCUAAGACGCAACCAGAACGCGAACAGGAUAAACUGAGUGCAGCAAACAAGCGGUAAAUUCGGAUUGAGACAUUAGAAAUCAAUAAUAUGGCAAACCAAAAAAAAAACAAGACAUUUGUAUAAAAAAAGUCAUAAAAAAUACAAAAAUAAAUCACAUAAAAUUAGAGAGCAAAAAUUAAUAAAGAAAAAAAACCUAUAGACAAAAUGGCAUAUUGUUGAUUUUGUGCUGGUGACCGCGUGUGGGGAAUGGGGGGAAGGAUAAAACACAUUUAGGAGUGCUGUAACCGAAAAGUAGCAAUAAGUAGCGUGGCAGGAAACUGAUAAGGAUAAUAGGCGCUAGGAAGAAUGGGAUAAUGGAAGAACGCGAAUAACGGUGAAACCAAUACGCUGUAGAAUCGAAACGACGAGCGAAAUAGUGUGUAGAGGGGUGAUACGCUAGUGCGAUUAGCAAGAAGCGCGUACAUGGAAAAACCACAAAAAAAAACCGAAAUGAAUAAAGUGUAUUACAAGUAAAUGAAUGCGAGAAAGUAACAAUUGAAA